AUGUCAGACGCCCUUUUGCCCUGGAUACGCGACUAUAUUAUCUCUAUUGCUGAAUCAUACGGCGCAAACUUUUCAAACAUCCCUCUAUACCCAAAGAACAAAAAAGUUCAGCUCAUACAGUUUCUCACAUACGGUUCCGACAACCAAGAUACCCUCAUAUGGGCAGAGAUAUCCGAUAAACAAUACAUCAUACCCGUAAAGUUUACCAAAGACGCCGUCGCAGACUAUUGUGCUGCCCGUCCAGGCCAACGUCUCACCAGGCAUAAAGGCGCCAUAUUCAGAAUAUCCCGCUUCAGGCCCAUCUCAACCCGUAUACCCACCACCAGUGGCACCCUCACCACAGAACCCACUCUUGUCCUCGAAUGUUCCUCUCUCGUAGAUCUCGGCAGUUCAGGCGAAGCCACUUUUGGCUCUCCAGAACCCAUCCUCAACCACCCUGACAUUCGCCUCUGGAACGACGGUUUGAAGAAAGACGGCGGUGCUGGGUACGCCCUUGUUUACCAUCAUAGUUACUCUAACCUAGCGCCCAGAAACGUGCUAAAGAACAGGAAAGAGGAGCGAGUUCCCAUCCUCUCUCCACCUCCACCACCAUCACCACCGAAACACAGCGAAAUACAUGUCGACAUCACUCGCGGCAAAGCCUCAUUCUCAUCCAUCGACGCGUACCACGCUUUUUGGCAGGCAAGUCGCGUCUCAUUUGUGAUGUCAUCUCACUCAACUCGCAUCAUGCAGAAAACGGCUAAAAAUCCAAUGUAUCAAGAACCACCGACGAUCGCACCACCUUCUCUGGAAUACGCACAGACAGAAGUAGAGUUUGAAGAUAUUAAUAUCCCCAGCUCGCGCUCCGCCACUCCCUUUUCAGCUUGGGAAGCAACACCACUGCCUCGUGCAAGCCCUGCGCCAUACGACGACGACAAUCAACAACGGCGAUCACUCGUCCCACGUAAAAUUCCUCGCCCUGCAUCGCCAGUCCCAAUGCCCAAGAAUCAUACAGGGCCUGCACUAAUCCUGGCCCCAAAUUCAGACACAUCGCAAUCACAAUCACAAUCACAAUCAAUACAGAAAGAAGCAGAGGGGUUUUUCCGAGACACACUCGGAAUAGACGCAGGAGACUAUCCCUGGCUUGACUUGUGGCGUAUCAAAGAGAUCAUGGCACGGACUUUGCAUGCACGUCGCUUAGCUAAUAUGUCAAAUAUUACAUAA
Molecule: messenger RNA, 1203 nt
Organism: Psilocybe cubensis
Lineage: Eukaryota; Fungi; Basidiomycota; Agaricomycetes; Agaricales; Agrocybaceae
Exons: 4
Coding region: 1-1203 (400 amino acids)
Biological process (GO): telomere maintenance via telomerase
Cellular component (GO): chromosome, telomeric region; telomerase holoenzyme complex
Molecular function (GO): telomeric repeat DNA binding
Source: RefSeq, a predicted model, not a curated record